This is a messenger RNA of Gossypium raimondii (Peruvian cotton), 1236 nucleotides long. RefSeq lists its product as uncharacterized. Gene Ontology annotation, cellular component: chloroplast. Bases 169 to 1077 code for a protein of 302 amino acids. The transcript is spliced from 5 exons. The record is from RefSeq and is a predicted model, not a curated record. Lineage: Eukaryota; Viridiplantae; Streptophyta; Magnoliopsida; Malvales; Malvaceae.
ACGUGUCUGAACUCAAAACGACAGACAAUUUUCAUCGCACCUUAUCCGCAGAUUAAAAAAAAACUGAAAAAAAUCACAAAAUCGAAAAAAAAAAAAAAGGAAUCGAAAAAAAUAUUGAAGCCCCCGAAGCCACUCAUUCUUGAAACAGAAUGAGAAGAAGACACAGAUAUGAGUUCUGCUUCCCUUUCCUCCGCUCUCCCGCCCACCGCCUCUGCCUCCGCCGGUUCCCGCCGCAAUCCCCACCUCCGGAUUCCCAAAACCCUUUUCACUUUUCACCAUCCUCAUCAUCAUCACCACCCUUUUCUACUCAGAGUUACAAAUGAAACUAGCAGGACUGAAGUGUCUACUACUGAUCCUACCAAUGAGAGAUUGGAAAGCGAUAAGAUUGUUGAUGGGAUGGACUUUGGCGAGCUUUGCAACGAGUUCGAAUGCAUUAGUAGUCCCUUAGUCGAAUCAACGGCAAGACAACUCGUACGUGACAUCCUAGAGCUCCGAGAAGGGAACCGUGCGCUCGGAACAUACGCUGUUUCUGUCAAAUACAAGGAUCCAGUCCGAAGUUUCACUGGCCGUGAGAAGUAUAAGAGACCACUUUGGAUAACCGGUGCUUUAGAAAAUCCAACUGUGAGAGUGCAAGAAAUGGUGAUGCUAUCGACGAGCGUACUUAACAUCAAAUGGACAAUACAAGGAAAACCGAAGUCUUUCGUUGCUGGCAUAGGCGGUGAUUUGAUAAUUAGAGUUAAUUCGCAGUUCACUUUGAAUCAAAUUAGUGGGCAGGUGAUUGAACAUGAAGAGCUGUGGGAUUUAUCAUCUUCAUCGAUCAUUGCUCAGGCAUUUUUUUGGACAUCCCGUCGUCUCUUUGCCACCGUCGAAGCGGCAAAGGACUUAGCUGAUGGAGCCAAAGACUUGUCGACUCGUUUUUCAACUAAGCAAGAGAACACGGAGGUUUACCCGGACCCUUCCGGUGACCCAACUAAGUUCUUUCAAAGGGACGAUGGAUUCCAAAGAGAUGUAUACCAAAUUGCAUUGUUUCUGGCAGUCCUCUACUUUGUUGUACAGUUUCUAAGGACAACCCUUUAAUACCCAAACUAAUUUCUUCAUUAUAUAUAUUUUCAUACUUCUACUUAUAAUUAUUGUAAAUUUGUAAUUUUAUACACCAAUACUCAGAAUUUUUAUUUCUUUUUUUUAAAUGUAUAUUCGGAAAAACCCUUAUAAAAAAAUGUAAGCAUAUUCUUAGUA